AUGAGAAGAGGAGUUUUAAGCUUUUGCCUUUUGCUCACGAACACGUGUAACAAUAUAAACACGAUAUACCCUUCUCUGUUCAUACCAGCCUUGGGAAAAAUAAAAAACAGAGUUUCUCACCUUUCAAAUGUUAGUGUAGCAAAGAGCUGCAUCACAAAGAACAGCGACAUCACAAGGAACAACCGUAUCACAAAAAAGAACCUCAUCACAAGGAACACAUUUUGUAUGAUAAAAAGAUCUCUUUAUCUAGACAAUCUUAAAAAGGUUAAUAAUAUAUGUAAGAAGAAAAAAAACAUUUUUCUGUUUAACAAAUUGUUUUCAAAAAAAAUGGCAUCUACCACCAGCUGUGUUCAUAAUAAUUUUGACGAUAUGGAGAAAUUAAAAAAGAAUUUCGUGCAAAAAGAAAACCCGGAUUUUAUUUACGAGAGGUUGGAAAUAUUUAAGAAAUUGAAAGAAAAGAAAAAACAUGAAAAAGAAUUACUACUUAAAAAUUCUGAAAGUAUAGAGCGAAACAUAAAUGUGGAAUUGUUAGAUGGGUCUAUUAAACAUGGAGAAUAUAACAUCACCACUCCGUUUCAUAUUGCUAGCUCCAUUUCGAAGCGGUUGGCUGAAGAUUCUAUUGUUGCACGUGUAACUUAUCUUGAAAAGGUAGAUCUAGAAUUGUGUGACAUAGAGGAGGAGGAAGAGGUGGCAAGCGGAAAAUCAGGCGAAGCAGAAAAACCAGGUGAAGAGAAAAAAUCAGAAGAGAAAAAAUCAAAUUGCAAAUUGGACGGAACGACACUUCUAUGGGACAUGAAUGUUCCGCUUCUAGGAAAUUGCAAAAUUGAAUUUCUAAACAUGGAAAAUGAAGGUGCAAAGAAAAUAUUUUGGCACUCAUCUGCACAUAUCUUAGGCAGUAGUUUGGAAAAGCUGUUCGGUGGAUAUUUGACAAUAGGACCUGCACUGAAAGAAGGGUUUUAUUAUGAUAUAUUUUUAGGUGAUUUUGCAAUCAGUAAUGAACAUUAUAAAAGAAUAGAAGACGAAUUUAAUAAACUAGUUAAGGAAAAUGCAGAAUUUGAAAAGCUUAUAUGCACAAAAGAAGAAGUGAUGGAGUUGUUCAAAUACAAUCCUUUUAAACUAGAAUUAAUAAAAUCUAAAAUUCCUGAUAAUAAGAAAACUUCUGUUUAUAAAUGUGGUAAUUUUAUCGAUUUAUGCUUAGGUCCACAUUUAAAAAAUACAGGAAAGGCAAAAGCUUUUAAAGUACUAAAAAAUUCAGCAGCUUACUGGUUAGGUAACAAAAAUAAUGAUAGUUUACAAAGAGUAUAUGGAAUAACAUUUCCAAAAAAAACAGAAUUAAAUGAUUAUUUAAAAUUCUUAGAAGAGGCAAAAAAAAGAGAUCAUCGAAAUGUUGGAAAAAAAUUAAAUUUCUUCUUUUUUGACAAAUACACAUCCCCAGGUUCAUGUUUUUGGUUACCACAUGGAGCAAAAAUUUAUAAUAAAUUAAUAGAUUUUGUAAGAAGAGAAUACAGAAUAAGAAAAUAUGAAGAAGUAAUAACACCAAAUGUUUUUAGUUGCGAUUUAUGGAAAACGUCUGGUCAUUAUCAAAAUUAUAAAGAUUGUAUGUUUAUUUUUAAUGUAGAAAAUAAGGAAUGGGGAAUGAAACCUAUGAAUUGUCCAGGCCAUUGUACAAUGUUUAAACAAUUAAAUGCAUCUUAUCGAUCUUUGCCUAUCAGAUUAGCUGAUUUUGGUGUUUUACAUAGAAAUGAAAUUACAGGUAGUUUAAGUGGUUUAACACGAGUACGACGAUUUCAACAAGAUGAUUCUCACAUUUUUUGUACUUUUGAUCAAAUAAAACAAGAAGUUUUAAGUACUCUUCAUUUCAUAUUUUUUAUUUAUGAUUUAUUCGGUUUUAAGUAUGAACUUUAUUUAUCUACAAGACCUAAUAAAUUUAUUGGAUCCAUUUCUACCUGGGAUUUUGCAGAACAGGCAUUAAAAGAUGCACUAAAUUCAGCUAACAUCAAAUGGAAAUUGAAUGAAGGAGACGGGGCUUUUUACGGUCCUAAAAUUGAUAUUCUCCUAAAGGAUAGCAUUCAUCGCACGCACCAGUGUGGAACCAUUCAGCUCGAUUUCCAACUCCCCAUUAGGUUCAAUCUGCAGUACAAGAACAGGGACUUCGGUGCGAUGGAGGAAGAGGAGAAAGAAGCGGAAAAGAAGGAGGAUGAAGCGGAAAAGAAGGAGGAUAAAGCGGAAAAUAAGGAGGGUGAAGCGGAAAAGAAGGAGGGUGAAGCGGAAAAGAAGGACGUUGAAGCGGAAAAGAAGGAGGACAGUGCGACGGAUCAGCUAAAAAGAGGAUUCGAUAGACCAGUCAUCAUUCACAGAGCCAUACUAGGAUCAGUGGAAAGAUUCGUUGCAAUCCUUAUUGAACACACAGCGGGGAAGUUGCCCUUCUGGUUAUCUCCUAGACAAGCCAUCGUUUUACCUGUGAGCGACAAAUUCAAUGAGUAUGCGAAUUACGUGUAUGACACGUUGAAUAAUCAUUUCUUCGAUGUGGAAAUAGAUACAUCAUUGAAUACUUUAAAUAAAAAAAUAAGAGAAGCACAAUUAAAUCAAUUCAACUUCAUCUUGGUUGUGGGUGAAAAGGAAUUAACAACGAACACUGUUACGGUUCGAAAUAGAGAUGACCAGAAUAAUCAUGAGGUGUACUCCAUUGAAGAGCUCAUUGCCCAUUUCAAUAAACUCCUCAACGUAAAUUCGAAGAUGUUUAAUCAGGUGAAGCCCUUCAAGUGA
This is a messenger RNA of Plasmodium gonderi, 2766 nucleotides long. Its product is annotated as threonine--tRNA ligase. Gene Ontology annotation, biological process: threonyl-tRNA aminoacylation. The record is from RefSeq and is a predicted model, not a curated record. Gene Ontology annotation, molecular function: ATP binding; threonine-tRNA ligase activity. The transcript has a single exon. NCBI's taxonomy places the organism in Eukaryota, Apicomplexa, Aconoidasida, Haemosporida, Plasmodiidae. The coding region runs from base 1 to 2766 and encodes 921 amino acids. Gene Ontology annotation, cellular component: cytoplasm; mitochondrion.